Molecule: messenger RNA, 1117 nt
Organism: Lycium barbarum (goji berry)
Lineage: Eukaryota; Viridiplantae; Streptophyta; Magnoliopsida; Solanales; Solanaceae
Exons: 2
Coding region: 177-773 (198 amino acids)
Source: RefSeq, a predicted model, not a curated record
UGGUACUUUCUGGCGGCUCUCCAGAAAUAGACUGACUUUGCCUUGUUGAAAACGAAAAACGGUUCACUAUAAUAAUAAAUUGAAGAAGAAGAAAGGAAUAGAAAGCAGAAACAAACAAACAUAAUACAUGCUCUUUUCUCAUUCUGAUAUUAUUAUUAUUAUCAUCUUAAAAGAAAAUGGUGCUAUGGGAGAUCACAUUGGGAACGGCGUAUUUCUUGGGUCUAAAGCGAACUUACAAGCUCUUCUUGAGGAUUCAACGUAAGCUCAUUAGUCCAAAGUAUCCCAAGCUUCGUGAUUUCGCUCAAAGGCGAACACGAGCUGCAUUUGAUGUGGCGCUGACCGUUCAUCGGAAGGUACAGGAAAGAGAUAUUGAAGCUGGUCGGAACCUUGGUAAUUGGAUCCUUCGAUGGCUUGACAAAAUGAAGCCAUCUGCUAAUAUUCGAGGCUCAAAUAACAAUGCAAUUACGAGUGCAACUAAGCGGCAUAGGAUAUCAUCUCACUCCCCGAAGCCUGAUGGUUUCCAGAAUUAUGGUGCUGGUAAGGACAAGGGAUCCAGCAGCAGGCAUCUGUUUACCUCAGCUAGGAACACAUGGCAAAAAGCGUAUCCAACCAUUUCCAUGAUGAUCAAACCAAGAAGCCCAGCUGGAACAAAUAUCCAGUACAGGCAGUUCAACACUGUUUUGCCAACCAGUUUCAAAGCCAUGAAUCAUGCAAAACAUGGUUUUAAUGGAGUGAUCCGACCAGACAUAUUGCAGUGGAUUCAACGAAGCUAAUCCAUUAGUUACUCUGUUGCUUCACUCGCUGAGCUGAACCGUCCGAGACGACCUAAAUCUGACAAUAACUAAAAGCGUUAGAUCAGUGCCAUAAUGGAAAAAGAUGGUUUUAAAUUGUAGUUUUGUGGUUUCUGUUUUCUUUUGGCUGGACCUUCUCCUUUCCCGUGAAAAUUGUACAUUCUUUUUGGAUUUCGCCCCGUGUGCACUUCAACCGACCUUGAUUGUUGAGUUGUUUCUACUCUGUUGUAUUUUCUUCAGGAUUAUACUUUAUUGUGGAAGUGCAUCAAGGCUGAAAUCGUCCACAACAAAAAACCCGAAAAUCAAUACAGUUUUCUUCAUAUGAA